UGUCCAUAAUACGGUAGAGGCGCAUCCGGCGUCGGCCACGACACUUUGCCUCUGCACGUAGGUUGCAGGAGAGGCUAAGACCAUGGACAGCCGGAGUACAGCAGUUCCUGCGGGUGCGAAUGCCGAACUGGUGAGAACUCUGGCUGACAUCGAGAGGAUCGGGAAGGUGAAGCUGAGCCCAGGACCCCGGCUCUACUACAGCAUGGGCGCUGACGAAGAGAUCACCCUGGCGGAAAACGUGCAAGCAUUUAAGAGACUCCGUCUACUUCCUCGUCUCUUGAGGGGCGUAGCGGACCGAAGCUUGGAGACCAUGUUGCUUGGUAAGCGAGUCUCGCUGCCUGUUGGAAUUUCACCAACAGCCUUCCACAAGAUGGCCCAUCCUGACGGAGAAGCGGCCACGGCCAAAGCCGCGGCUAAGGCGGGAACGGUGAUGAUCGUCAGCAUAUCGAGCACCACUGCCUUAGAGGACGUCAGGCACGCCGCACCCGACGCCCUGCUGUGGUUUCAGCUCUGCGUCCUUGCGGAUCGAGCGAUCACGCAUCGACUGGUAACAAGGGCAGAGAAGGCCGGCUACAGCGCCAUCGUGUACACUGCGGAUAUUCCUGUGGGCGGCUCGAACACAGAGAGGUUCGGUGACUUUCUCAAUGACUGCUCGGGAGACCUCCGGUUUGCCAACUUUCGAGAAGAAGACGUCGCCAACACUGGCGGGAGAUUUCAGCCUCGCCAGGUCAUGAACCCGGAAAGUACUUGGUCCGACGUCGCCUGGCUCAAGAGCAUCACCAAACUGCCCGUUGUCGUCAAAGGAAUCCUCACUGUCGAAGCGGCCAUUCAAGCUGUUGAGCACGGUGCAUCGGCGAUCAUGGUUUCCAAUCAUGGUGGACGCCAGCUCGACUGCGUUCCGGCAACCAUCGACGUGCUACCCGAAAUCGUCCGCGCCGUGGAAUCGCGCUGCGAAGUGUACGUUGACGGAGGUGUCCGCCUCGGUACCGACGUCGUCAAGGCGAUUGCUUUAGGGGCUCGAGCAGUAUUCGUUGGAAGACCGGUACUCUACGGCCUGGCAUACAGCGGCGAACAAGGUGUGCUCAAGGUUUUCGAAAUUCUUAGAACGGAGACUGAUCGGGCAAUGGCGCUGAUGGGUUGCCGAUCCGUGAGUGAACUACACACGGAUAUGGUGGUUCACCUCGAACGGAUAUCUAAGCUGUGAUGAACAACCGCACGUCACUUCUAUCGACGGUCCUGGCAUAACCGAAUACGAGGAUUACGUUUACACAGGCCUCUCUUGGGGGCAUAGGGCACCACUCUUUUGUAUAAUACAAUGAAAGAAAAUUAAAAAAAAGAUACUCAUCU
Messenger RNA from Rhipicephalus microplus (southern cattle tick), 1347 nucleotides. RefSeq names its product 2-Hydroxyacid oxidase 1. The record is from RefSeq and is a predicted model, not a curated record. Gene Ontology annotation, molecular function: oxidoreductase activity; FMN binding. Lineage: Eukaryota; Metazoa; Arthropoda; Arachnida; Ixodida; Ixodidae.